GGCACCCGCACGCUGGACCUGUGAUGCGCGGGAGGCGCACAAGGUCGGGGAAUCUGGCCAGGUAAAGGACAGGAUGCAUGGCCAGGAAUAAAAGUGGCAGACCAGAACGUCGCUUGUGCCAGUUCCAGGAGAGAAAAUGGAGGAAGGAGGAAGAGGCUCUCGUCUCGGCCAGGCUGGGAGGUUUCUGCCUGGUGUCGGCACACAGCAGGUUAAAGGGGAGCCAGAUGAAGAUUUGCUCCUCCAGCGCUGGGAGUGGCAGAAAUCCCAGGAGGGAACUGGCUCAGAGAGAGGCAUAUCGCAGGUGCCCGGAUUUGUAGGCUGGAACGACAUGGCAUUAUCUUCAGCAUCGCUGAAGGCCAUCGCCGACGGCAACCGUGGGCCAAGAGGAAACUUGGGGUCUCGAACCUUGCUGGGUCUCGUUGGGAAAGUCUCCAGGAGCCAGGGUUCUUCGCUGAGCGCGGAAGGAGGGAUCCUGGAAAGGGAGAGGCUACGCCAGGGAUUCAGGCAGUUCUGCUACCGGGAGGACGAGGGACCCCGAGAGGUUUUGCGGAAGCUCCAGGAGCUGUGCCGCCGGUGGCUGAAGCCCGAGACCCGUACAAAGGAGCAGAUCCUGGAGCUGUUGAUUCUGGAGCAGUUCCUGGACAUCCUGCCCUUGGAAAUGCAGGGCUGGGUUAGGGGGGACGGCCCCGAGACCUGCGCCAAGGCGGUGGCCCUGGCAGAGGAUUUCUUGCUUUGGAAGGAGGAGGUCGAAAUGCAGGAACAUCGGAUUUCGGAGCCAUUUGAGAAGGCAACCGGUUCCCCCCAAGCCAAACUCGCCUCUUCGGAGGUUACGAAGGCACAGUCCUACAUGGAAGUGGAGCCAGUGGGUGAUGGAGACCCCCACCUGCCACUAGGCGGGCAAGUGGCCGAAAAUGAGGAGAAGCCUCUUGAGCCAGGAGCAUUGAUGGAGGCGGAACUUUCCGGUGGCUCAUUGGACAAAGCCAAAUGGGAUUUCCCCCCAUUUCCUCAAGUGGAAAAUGUGCCCAAAUGUCAGCAAAGGGAAGACAGGAAGGAGGGAAGCUACCCAGGGCGGAGAGGAGGAGGAGGAGAAAAACUGAUUUGGGAGAAAGAUGGUAAUAAACUCCUAAAUCACAACACCUUCCGGGACAGAGAGCACAAGGACAAGAAUACUAGGAUGAGCCCUGGCUGUGGAAGAAGCUUCAGCCAAACCCUUGAUUUCCAGAUCACACAAACUGAGAAAAAGCUACGCCAGCAUACAGAUGGUGCCAAAAUUUGGACCUCAGCCCCUCAGCAGGAGAAAGUCGAAGCAGGAGAAGAGUUGUAUAUGGAUUGUGGAACCAGCUUGGGUGGGAAAGCACAUCUUAGUGAUCCUCAGAGAAUCCCUGCAGGAGAGAAACCCUAUAAGUGCUCUGAAUGCGGACACAACUUCAGCCAGGGCUCUGAACUUACUGGAGACGGUCUUUAUAUAUGUUCCAGUUGUGGGGAAAGCUUUCUUUCCAGCACAGCCCCCAGAAAACAAGAGGAAACCCAGACUGGAGAGAAACCGUCUGAAUUCUCAGAAAGUGAAAAGGGAUUCCCACAGCCCGCCGAUCCUCAACAGGAAGAGAAGCCGUAUACGUGUACGGACUGCGGGAAAAACUUCAGCUUUAGGUCAAGCCUUGUUCGUCACCAGAGGCUUCACACUGGAGAGAAACCGUAUAAGUGUUUAGACUGCGGGAAGAAUUUCAGCCAGAGCUCGAACCUUCUUAAUCAUCAGAGAAUCCACACGGGAGAGAAGCCAUACAGCUGCACGGACUGCGGGAAAUCGUUCAGCAACAGCUCGAGCCUGACGUCGCACGAGAGAACGCACAGAGGAGAGAAACCUUACAAGUGCUCCUGCUGCGGGAAGAACUUCAGUUGCAAUUCGGUCCUUAGGAUCCACGAAAGAAUUCACACGGGCGAGAAGCCGUACGAGUGCCUAGAGUGUGGGAAAAGCUUCAGCCGCAGAGAAUUCCUCGUCGGCCACCAGAGGACUCACACGGGCGAGAAGCCGUACGAGUGUUUGGAAUGCGGGAAGAGCUUCAGCCAGAGAUCGAACCUUAUUAAUCAUCAGAGAAGCCACACGGGAGAGAAACCGUUUGAGUGCACAGACUGUGGGAAAAAGUUUAGUCAUAAAGCAUCCCUCCUUAAACAUGAGAGGAACCAUCUGCAUGGUCUGACAGUGGAAAGGGGUUCAGGCAGAGUCCAAGCCACCUUGCACAUGGCAGAAAGCACAUAAGAGAACCUAUGUAACUACUUGAGCUAGGAGAGAGCAUUGCUGGUGGGCCACAGAGCUUCCCCUCACACUUUAUUUUUUUCCAUUGCCCUUCACAUCUUCACAACUUCCCAGUUCCACAUCUACCCUUCCUAAUCUCUUCGACAUACUAUAUUCUGGCGUCGUUCCUUCAUGGGAUCAGCAUCUCACGCAGAUUCCUGCAGAUCUUUGGCCUAAGACUCAUCGCUCAAACUGUGGCUGCUGUCGCCACACAAGGUCUUCAGUUGGUGGUGUAGUGUAGUGGGUGCAGCAGCAAUUCUGCAACCGAUUCGCAUGGAAAACAAGGUGUGCUCUUUAGAAAGGGCCAUAACUCAGUAGUAGAGCAUCUCCCUUGGGCACAGAAGGUCUCGGGUUCAAUCCUUGGCCUGUCUAGGGAUUGGAUCUGAAACCCUGGAGAGCAACAGUGUUAAUAAUACUAAGCUAGAAGGACAAAUGUUCUGGCUCUGUAUAAGGCAGGUUUUCGUGUCCCUGCAAACUAAACCGGCCUGGCCUUGCGCACCCAGC
Lacerta agilis (Sand lizard) is the source of this 2797-nucleotide messenger RNA. Its product is annotated as zinc finger protein 397-like. The transcript has 4 exons. Bases 137 to 2257 code for a protein of 706 amino acids. The record is from RefSeq and is a predicted model, not a curated record. Lineage: Eukaryota; Metazoa; Chordata; Lepidosauria; Squamata; Lacertidae. Gene Ontology annotation, biological process: negative regulation of transcription by RNA polymerase II; regulation of cytokine production; regulation of immune system process.